Molecule: messenger RNA, 3180 nt
Organism: Fraxinus pennsylvanica
Lineage: Eukaryota; Viridiplantae; Streptophyta; Magnoliopsida; Lamiales; Oleaceae
Source: the annotation of a GenBank genome assembly
AUGGUCGCGAACAUGGCCAUCCAUGCAGAUUUACUCACCAUAAAAACUGUAAGUGAAAAUAUAAUUUGUGAAAAUCCUUUUUCGGCUUUUUCUCUGCAAUUAUAUUUCUGCUGCUUGCCUGCUUCUGCCGCGAAAUUUUCUGAAUCUCCGAGUGGAUUUGGAUUGAUUGGGGCGUCAUUUGAAGAAUUGGGAGAAAGGGGUAGUUCAUGUGAACAAUUGAACAUGGAGUACCCUUUUUUGAGUGAAGAGAAGGAUACUGGAUAUUGGUCUUCACCAAGGGGUCAGUUGGAGGGUAUGGAUAUGACAUAUAUGGAGAAUGGCAUACAGGGCUCGACUUUGGAUGGUUCAUUUAGUAACAUUGCAGAGCUCAUGAAUGUUGACUUGAACGGCGGAUGGUGCAGCAGCCCCAAUAAUGUGUCAGAUCACCUGUUUCCCUCUUUUGCCAUGUCGCCUCACAGUUCGAUGGUGUCAAAUUUUUUACCCUUUGAUGGAUUGAACUUCGCAGAGCAGUCUAGUCCUGGGGUUCCCAUGGAAGACAGUGACAUUAUGGGAAGUUUGUCUAGCAUUGGAGAUACAAUGAUUUUUAGGCACAUGAAUAACCAAUUACAUAUUCCGAUGGAUUCUGUUAAUGAUGGGGUUGAUGUGAUCCAGAGGAGAAGCAAUAGCUCUGGCCAGCAGAAUGCGGUUGCUGAAAUAGCACAAACUACAAUCCCUAGACUUCCUUCACAAUCCUUGGCUGAGAAAAUGCUCAAAGCAUUAUAUCUAUUCAAAGAAUUGUCUGGAGGGGGUAUUUUGGCACAAGUUUGGGUUCCAAUAAAGAAUAGGGAUGUGUACACCUUAAGCACCUGUGAGCAACCUUAUUUACUUGACCAGACACUUUCUGGAUAUCGUGAAGUGUCUAGGCUUUUUACUUUCGCAACAGAAUCAGGACCAGGUUCUUUCCCAGGACUUCCUGGCCGUGUCUUUACCUCGAAGAUGCCAGAGUGGACAUCCAAUGUUGUAUACUACAAAAAAGAAGAGUACUUGAGAAUAAAACAUGCAGUUGAUCAUGAAGUCCGUGGAUCUGUUGCCUUACCUGUCUUCGAGGACGAUUCACUUGAAAAUUCAUGUUGUGCGGUGCUAGAAGUGGUCACCGUGGAGGAGAAACCCAAUUUUGAUUCAGAGAUGGAAAAUGUUUGCCGUGCCCUCCAGGCGGUGAAUUUAAGGAGCACUGUACCUCAACUUCAGUGCCAGUCUCUCUCAAAGAAUCAAAGGGCAGCUUUAGCUGAGAUAACUGAUGUUUUACGAGCUGUUUGCCAUGCACACAGACUGCCUCUUGCUCUAACAUGGAUUCCCUGUAGUUACAGAGAGGGGACGGAUGAUGAAACGAUAAGAGUACAAGUUAGAGGAUGCAAUCCGAGUUCUCACAAAAAAUGUAUACUAUGCAUUGCGAGUACAGCCUGUUAUGUGAAUGACAGCACUAUGCAGGGAUUUGUGCAUGCAUGUAGGGAACAUUAUCUUCAGGAGGGACAAGGUAUUGCUGGGAAAGCUCUGCAAUCCAAUCACCCCUUUUUUUACCAUGAUGUAAAGGAAUACCACAUCAGUGAGUAUCCACUUGUUCAUCAUGCCCGGAAAUUCGGCCUAAAUGCUGCUGUUGCUAUUAGGUUAAGAAGUACAUAUACUGGUGACGAUGACUUUAUACUAGAAUUAUUUCUCCCUGUCAAUAUGAAAGGGAGUACUGAACAGCAGCUCUUGCUAAAUAAUCUUUCCAGUACAAUGCAAAGGAUCUCCAGGAGUUUGAGAACAGUGGCAGAUGCAGAAUUACUUGGGCUAGAAUCUAAGGUUGGGCUACAGAAUAAUGAAGUCCAAAACUUGCCACUGAGAACAUUAUCCGGGAGGAGCUCCAAUUUAAACUCUGGUGAUCAAGUACCCCAGGAUGUAUCAGAUUCAAAGACUACUGGAAUGGAUGCUGAUGGUCCUCUUGACCAGACAAUGGCUGGAUCAAGGAGGCGGAUGGAGAAGAAGCGAAGCACAGCUGAGAAGCAUGUCAGUUUAGGUGUUCUUCAGCAAUAUUUUUCUGGUAGCCUGAAGGAUGCAGCCAAAAGCAUUGGUGUGUGUCCAACUACUCUCAAACGGAUAUGUAGACAACAUGGCAUCUCAAGAUGGCCAUCCCGCAAGAUAAACAAAGUGAAUCGUUCUUUGAGGAAAAUACAGAGCGUCCUCGACUCUGUUCAGGGAGUGGAAGGUGGACUGAAGUAUGAUCCAGACACUGGGAAGCUCGUGGCAGCGAGCUCUAUCCAAGAUUUUGACCAACAAAAAAGUGUGCUCUUCCACAGUAGAAGUCAAUCUGUCAGAAAUCCUGAUUCGAUUAUCCAGGGUGCGAUCCCAGCCCCUCCAUCUUGCACUGAUGUUGAGAGUGAAAUUGUGAAAAUGGAAGAAGAGUGUUCUGUGGACAGAUAUAAAGUGCCAAGGUCAAAUGUGCUCUGUCCAAACUCUUUCACAGGAGAACGUAGAAUAAAUGUGCUUGUGCCAGAAAGCUGCGAUGUAUCCAAAUUGGCUGCACUAGAUACUGGGUCGUCCCAGCCUGCUAGUCUUAAAACCAUGCCUUGGAUGUCUUUUGGGAAGUUUCCACCAGAUCCUUUCCUUACAGGAGAAGGAUGCAAUCAAUGGGAGCUAAACAAUAGCAUGAAGCAAGAGGCUUCCGAGUAUCACUUCUCUUCUCGAAGCUCAAUCUCCAUUGCUGCUGGUGAUGCUAUGAACACUACGUUUAAAGGUGAUGUUGGGGUGGACGGUGAUGCAGUUUUUGAACAUAACCAGCCCACUUCCUCCGGAAUGACAGACUCAUCCAGUGGACCUGGCUCAACAAUGAAAGGCAGUUCAUCAAGCUCGAGAAGUUGUGGUGAAAGGAAGCAUUCUCAGACAGAGGCAAGCUGUGGAGAAAGUGUGGCAAAAAUUACAGUCAAAGCUACUUAUAAAGGAAAUACAGUCCGGUUCAAAUUCGAGCCUUCUGCUGGAUGUCUUCAACUAUAUGAAGAAAUAGCAAAGAGGUUCAAACUAAAUACAGGGCAGUUCCAGAUCAAGUAUCUUGAUGAUGAAGAGGAAUGGGUGUUGUUGGAGGCAGCAAUUAUUUCAUGGCAGGAGGCUCUUGAUCUGCUAUACUCAGCUUCGAUGGCAUUAAUGAUUUGUCACGGUCGGUUCUAG